Molecule: messenger RNA, 4117 nt
Organism: Lemur catta (Ring-tailed lemur)
Lineage: Eukaryota; Metazoa; Chordata; Mammalia; Primates; Lemuridae
Product: protein NYNRIN-like
Exons: 2
Coding region: 583-1866 (427 amino acids)
Biological process (GO): DNA integration
Molecular function (GO): nucleic acid binding
Source: RefSeq, a predicted model, not a curated record
UCCAUAUACUCUUUUAAGUAUGCUGCCUCCAAACCAUCAAGUCUACACGGUGCUGGACCUGAAAGAUGCCUUCUUUUCACUUCCAUUGGCGGCGAGCCAUCAGAACCUUUGCACGAUUGUUGUGAGAUACUGGAAUCCUUGACAAGCCUGCGGCCUGACCUUACAGACCAGCCUUGGCCGGACUCUGAGGAAGAGUUAUUUACGGAUGGAAGCAGCUAUGUGGAUGAAGGAAUAAGGUAUGCAGGGGCGGCAGUAGUUACUAAGGACCGGGUUAUAUGGGCACAAGCCCUCAACCCAGGGACGUCAGCUCAAAAGGCCGAACUUGUUGCCUUAACUCAAGCCCUCAGGUGGGGAAAAGACAAAGUUGUUAAUAUUUAUACGGACAGCAGGUAUGCUUUUGCUACUGCACAUGUUCAUGGGGCACUCUACCAAGAACGGGGCCUUUUAACUUCAAGUGGAAAAGAAAUAAAGAAUAAAUCUGAGAUUUUAGCUCUUUUAGAGGCUAUAUGGCUGCCGAAGAAAGUGGCCAUUAUUCAUUGUCGGGGGCAUCAGAAUGAGAGUACCCCUACAGCGAAGGGAAACAUGUUUGCUGAUGUCACUGCUAAGGAAGCUGCCCGAAAACCAGUGGGGCCUCUCCAUAUUUUGCCUGUUCUGCCUGAGCGACUCUUGCCGCCCUCGCCGGUUUAUUCAGAGGGAGAAUUGGAAUUGGGAAGGACUCUAGGAGCAACCACCGAUCCGGGAGGUUGGAAAAUCCUUCCAAGUGGCAGAACCUUAGUCCCACAGCACCUGGGUCGCCGGUUAAUUGAACAAAUACAUCAAAGCACGCACCUAGGAAGCACGAAGGUGGCAGAACUGCUUCAACGAGACUAUUAUAUACCUAAUUUGCAUCAGAUGACCCAACAGAUUACGGCCGGAUGCCUGACAUGUGCGCAAGUUAAUCCAGGUAAAAGAUUGAACCCCCUCCCCGGAGUCCGGUUGCGAGGACGAGCCCCUGGGGAGCAAUGGGAAACUGAUUUCACGGAAAUCAAGCCAGGCAAGUAUGGAUACCGCUACCUGUUGGUAUUCGUGGACACUUUCUCAGGAUGGGUAGAAGCAUUUCCCACGAAAUCAGAAACAGCACAGGUAGUAGUAAAGAAGUUAGUAAUGGAAAUUGUACCUAGAUUCGGCCUUCCUUUAGCCCUGGGGUCCGACAAUGGCCCGGCAUUCAUUGCCAAAACUACUCAAUUAUUAGCUCAGGUAUUACAAAUUAAAUGGAAGUUACAUUGUAUUUAUAGACCGCAAAGUUCAGGUCAGGUAGAAAGGAUGAAUAGAACAUUGAAGGAAAUAUUAUGUAAGUUAAGAGCGGAGACGGGCGAAGACUGGGUGAGCCUCCUUCCUUUUGCACUAUUAAGAACCAGGUGUACUCCAUAUGUCAGAGGUAUAACACCAUAUGAGAUAAUGUUUGGCCGUCCACCUCCACUGGUUCCUAAAGUGGGAGAAGAGAAACUAGCUGAAUUAAGUGACCACGCUCUUCUUAAAUCCCUGCAAGCCUUACAGCUGAGCACCCGGAAGAUCCACAACUUAGUCAGGGCUGCACACUCUAGUCUUGCUAAUUCUCCUUCUGAUAAAGUUUCUCUCCAGGUACAGCCCGGUGACCUUGUUUGGAUAAAGAAACUCCAGCCCGCUACUUUAGAACCAAGGUGGACUGGACCUUUACCGGUGAUUCUCACCACCCCUACGGCUGUAAAGGUGGCAGGAAAACGCCACUGGAUUCACCAUACCCAAAUCAAGAAAGCGACUCCAGUCCAAGAAGAACGAUGGACGGCUCGGCCCACCGAAGAUCCACUAAAGAUAAGACUUUUAAGACAUUCCUCUGGAACAUCUUGAUGGGGGUGGUGGCGACGAGCCCCCACCAGCCUUUAAAUUACACUUGGGUGCUCACGCGCACAGUCGAUGGGACAGUGAUAACUCAGAAUGUUACAGUCUUUUCUCCCUUGCUAUAUUUUGAUUUAUGUCAACUUUUAGGUAACACUGAGCCUGUGAUGGGGUUAUUACCUGAAGGGAGGUUCGGAGCCUACGGAUGUGGCAAUAUUAACAUAGAAAAAAACAUGCAACGUAUUAGAUAUUAUGGUUGCCCCACCACAGGCCCCUCGCAUUGUCAUGCAGAUGGACAAUACUGUAUAGAGUGGGGCUGUGAGACUAUAGCUAGUUGGAUAAACAGUGACUCUGAUAUUAUAUUAACAAAAAAGGCUCCUAGGUGUGUCUCUUCAAAUACCUGUAACCCCGUAACUAUAAGUAUUAAACGGGGCCAGGAUCAGACUUGGGCCACAGGGAAGACCUGGGAAUUUCACCUGUACGGAGGAGGGGGAAAGAAGGGGCCAGAAGUUUCAUUCACUAUUCAGAGAUUUACCCCCGUUCGUCAAUUUAAUCCUAUAGGCCCAAACCGUGAGAUUUAUUUAGGACCUGAAUUACCGACACAAGCCAUCCUAGAGCCUACAACACCAGAAAAGAGCUUGAUGUCAGAGCCACGCCGAAAGCCUGUGUUAAAUUUGUUAAAUUCAGUGUAUAAGUUUGUUAACCAAACAAAGCCUAAUAUAACUCGAGAUUGUUGGCUCUGCCUUAAUCCAGAACCUCCUUAUUAUGUAGGGAUUGGAGCCAUCCGACCCCUAGGUCAAAAUGAAAAUAAUAUAAGAAACUUGACUGCUGAAGAAAUAUAUAAGCAACAUUUAUGCAAAUGGGGUCAAAAGCCCAAGCUGACUUUAGAAGACCUACAGGGACAAGGGACUUGUAUUUACCCUGUGGGGUUCCCCAUAUCCCAAUCUCCCUAUAUGGCGUCAUGUAACAUUACCAUUCAACUAAAUAAUUUGACAGAUCCCGAACCUAAAACACUCUUGGUGGCCCCAAAUGGCACGUGGUUUGCAUGUACUACAGGUAUCACCCCUUGUGUCAGACCCGCGGUAAUUAUGCAAAAGCAGGAUUUGUGUGUUCUAUCUCAUAUCGUGCCUCAAGUCUACUUUUAUUCAGGAGAAGGCGGACGAGAACAUCUUCAAGCUUCUAUCCCUUGGCGGCUAAAACGAGCCAUUCCAGUUUUGGUACCGUUAUUAAUUGGACUAGGCAUUGCAGGCUCGGCUGCUGUAAGUACUGCGGCCUUAAUAACUGAAAAUCAAAAUUUUAAAAUUCUGAGUCACCAGGUAGAUUUAGAUUUAAGUGACUUGGAAAAAUCCAUUAGUUAUUUAGAACAAUCAGUUGAUUCACUGGCCGAAGUAGUCUUGCAAAACAGAAGAGGGUUAGAUUUAUUAUUCCUGAAACAGGGUGGAUUAUGUGUAGCCCUAGGAGAAACUUGCUGCUUUUACGCCAACCAUUCUGGAAUUAUUCAGAAUAGUCUUUCCCAGGUAAGAAAUAGAAUUCGGGAAAGAGAAGAACAAAUUAAUGCUGGACAUAACUGGUAUCAAAACUUGUUCACCUGGUCCCCAUGGCUCACUACCUUGUUGUCAGCCAUAGCCGGGCCAUUACUGUUACUUUUAUUAAUAAUACUGAUCGGUCCAUGCAUACUUAAAUGUUUAACAAAUUAUGUUCAAAGGCACAUACAAGGGGUAAAACUGAUGGUGUUGCGUACUCACUACCACCAUAUUUGCGAUGAUGACCUAUGAUAACUAUCAAGGAUUUGAUAUUUCCAAGAAAACCAGUGGGGAAUGUGAUGGUCUUAGAAAAAAAAUCUUUCCUCAAAAUUGACUACAUAGGGUUAAAUUGUUAAAGAAUGUUAGGAGAUUCUAACUGAUGCUAUCUGCUUCUGUACUAAGCUUGCUGUUCUAGUUGAUGAAGGAGAAAGGUAAAUAGUCCUCGGGGGUUUAACAUAGGUAUGCUUGAUUAAAUAGAAUAGAUGAUCUGUACGUUAAUGAUUAUAAUCUGCUUAUGUCGCUAAGAAGUCUGUAAAAUCACUAGGCCCCUGGUUAGUGAAACCUUGAACUAUUAAUGAUUGUCCUGUCUUUGUUCUCUUUGUUUUACUCGUACAUGUGUGCAGGCACGUAGCCCUUCUCCGGAGGGGCAUAAAAGUCCUGUACAAUUGCAGAUCGGGGCCACUCUCUCCGAGCAGAGGUGGUCGCCGGCCGGCUAAUAAAGACUCCAAUUAGACUUUUGA